AUGGAUGGCCCGCUACAGGAUCCCAGAGAGAAUCACCACUGGAAUCACCAAGGACGCCAGUUCGAAUCAGACAUGUUCCGGCGUUUAAUAAAGUUGACGGGAGCCAAACACUGGAGGACCACAGCCUAUCACCCACAAGCCGACGGGAUGCUGGAGAGAUUUCACCGACAGCUAAAAGCAGCCAUCAGAUGCCAUGAGACCGAUGAAUGGACCGAAGCCUUGCCAAUAAUACUCAUGGGCAUCAGAGCGGCAAUUAAGGAAGACAUCAAAGCAACUCCAGCAGAAAUGGUGUACGGAGAAUCAAUCCACUUACCUGGAGAAUUCUUCGACACAACCAAAAACGAAACAAACGAGACGGACUUCAUCGGCCGUUUACGCAACCUCAUGGGGCGUCUAACACCCAAGCUAAAGCGGCAUGGCAGGAAAGACGUGUUCGUACAUCAAGAUCUGGAAAAGACACCCUACGUUUUCGUCAGACAGGACGCGCCAACAGGCGCACUCCACCCCCGCUAUAAUGGACCAUACGAAGUCAUCAAGCGGACAGAGCGAUUUUUUACCAUCCAGACGGGAGGCAAAUCUACGAACGUCUCGGUAGAACGCCUCAAACCGGCAUACACUCUCAUAGAAACCGAAACGCCCUCAGCUACGGAGAACGAACAGAGAACCAAACAGGCAACUGAGCCCACACCAACAGCAAUUACACGAAAUAGCAAAACUCGAAAACCAGUCGUCCGAUUCCAGGCGGGAGUUUAA
Messenger RNA from Temnothorax curvispinosus, 753 nucleotides. RefSeq lists its product as uncharacterized. Lineage: Eukaryota; Metazoa; Arthropoda; Insecta; Hymenoptera; Formicidae. The record is from RefSeq and is a predicted model, not a curated record. Gene Ontology annotation, biological process: DNA integration. Gene Ontology annotation, molecular function: nucleic acid binding. Bases 1 to 753 code for a protein of 250 amino acids. The transcript has a single exon.